AGAUGGGAUUGUUUAUCCAUUAAAAUCAAGGAAACUCAUGUUGUUACUAGUGUUUUAUUGUACUACUUGUUGGUAUUUAUUAAUAUUUAUUUUUGAGAUAAAACUAGUUGUUCAAACCGUGUAGAUGAACAAAUAAAGAUAUGAGUUGCAUGAUUUGCACUCAUUCUGUCGCUUAUUAACAUUAUUAUUUUGAUAAUAAUUUGUACACAAAGUUUCCGUGCGGAACAGUUAUUUUUGAAAGGCUCACUUAGUUCGAGAACUAUAUAAGCCUAACGGGUUUAGACAACAUGACCAAUUUAACUAGAAAUGUUACCGUUUUCUGUGCCCUUUCUGCUUUUUGUGGGCAUUUUUGUGUAUUUAUACGAUGAUUGUGCUGCAAGGAACAAUUGGGAGGCCACGCCCAUUUCGAUUUCUGGCAGUACCACAAAUCCGAGUGACAUGGACAUGGAUCUGCGAAUCGAGCACAAAGCCAGAGAUUUCAGCUUUUCGGGAACAUUCUUUUGGAAUAUAGAUAUGGAUGACAACGUGAUGGUUGAAAUGCGAAUUUUGAGCAGCUAUUCUGGAAAGGAGGAGGACUACAAGAUGACUCCUUGGUCGAUUCCACCUCAAAAGUUCGUUGACUACAUCGAAACAUUUUACAAGGACAUAAUAAUGGCCAAUCUCGGCGAUUGUACCGAUUUGCCACGAUAUGACGAUGGAUAUGUACCGCCCUGGCCAAAGGCGACCUACAACUUCACCCGAUGCACCAUGAACGGCAAGGGAUUGCCGGAAGUAUUGGCAGAGGGCUUCUAUAGGGCCGAGGCCGUCAUCUCCUCUCCUCCAUCGCUUGCAGUCAACCUAUCCGUCGUUGUUCGAAUCAGGACAAAAAUGUUUUAAAUUCAGGGCAAUUAAAUCCUGAAAUUCCUCCCUCUCUCUAUUGUCAACUGUUCUUUGCUUUUGGGCAUUUCCGAGGUGUGAGCCGAAUUCCAGCUGCGCGGAGAUCGUCAUAAAAUCCGGCGGACUCACGGGCCAAUAAAUGAACCGAGCCAGGUAGAAAUCGCUUGAAGCCAGCUGACGGCGGGUAGGCAGGCAGGCAGUUUGGAGUGUGAAAUUGGCAAGACAUGUUUGGAAACUGUUGUGGUACGAAAAAAAGUGUUUGCGGUAGGGUAGAGAGCGGAGAACUCCAAGGAAAAAUUGCACAAAGUGUCCUGCACAGAGAGAAAUUUAUAGCAUAAUGCACUCAUAUUUUAGUUUUAACACGAACAUAAGAUCAUCGUUGAUAAUGAUAUUAUUUUUCGGUUUUUUUGUUUCCACAAGUAAGAGGCAUGUACCAUUAUAAUGGUUAACUAAAUUCAUCAACUUUUUCCCGUGUACUUUCCCCUCGUUUCGCCCCCUUGAAAAUGCAAUUCGAGUUGCAUUUCAAGUGAAAACUCUGCACAGUUGCCUCGGCUAAUUUAUUGCAAAUUGUUAAAAGCUACAACGACGAAGGCGACGCUGCUGCUGGCUGUCAACUGAUGACAGCAGCAUGCAGCCCCUCCCCUCCGGAUUCCCCUGCACUAGACUCGUGGCCGCUGCUGUGUUUUCCCCAUUUUCGAGCUCCGCUCGUUGGUUGGGGAAAAAUUCAGUUUAGAGUGAACCAGAUUCGUAUGGAAAUUGCAUGGCAGUCUCACAGAAAAAUCAUAGAAUACAGAUAUUUGAAGAGCUUAAAGCUUGUUAAGAAAUGAAUUCAUUUAAGCUUCAAUAGAAAAAGAACCCUUGUUUUUUAUAGCCUGUACAUAUUCGUUUUAUUAUAUAACUGUUUUGAAUAAUAUAAAAACUUAUUGCAAUUCAGUUUUAUAUCCAUUGUUUAACCUAUUUUAUUUUUACCUCUAUAAUUUAAAAUUAGUAUGCCUUCACUAUGAUGGCCUCCUAAUUAUACCAAUACAAUUAAAAGCUAAGUUUUGCAUAAUUCACAUUUGCAAAUGUAAUCCCGUAUUAAAACAAAGCUGCAUUGAGUUCAUUCGUUUUUAUUAGGUACAGCAAUAAUAUAUAUCAACACAUGCCCACAUUUAAUAAGGUUUUUAUUGCUUGACUUUGUGUAAAAGUGUUCAUUUUGCAUUACAAACGAGAUGGCGAUCUAACAGCGCUUUAAAAGCCAAUUAAUUUGCUGCAACGAAACGCGGCUCACCCUGAUUAGCAUACGGUAACAGACAACAGCAACAACAACAUGGGCAACCAAUUUGCAUUUAGCCACCAUCCAUCUAACUCACACAGUUCCCAUCGCCCCGAAAACCCCUCAGUUGUCCCAUCAAUUCGCUGCUUGAACAUUUCGCGGCAUUGACAAUAUCAAAUUGUUAUCUGGCAUAAAAUAAUUACAACGUUUUAAUGCAGACAAAAUAGUUGUCGUCAGUCGACGACGGUUGCAAGUUGUUUUGCGGUGUGUGCUUGGUGCUGUUGAUAUCAUCGUUGUUGUUGCCGUUGUUGCCGCUUUUGCUGCCAAAGUUUAGCUGCCAAUUUGAGUGCCAAUAAAAGCGCGUGUGCGACAGCAAAGAGAUUUCAUUUCCAGCGGACAACGUUGCCAUGGUUAGUUUUCGCUGCUGGUGCGCUAAUUAACCAAAAACGCAGCCAAUUAGUUGAACUAACACGGAAAAGUUGCAGUUCCAUGGAAACCCCGUGGUAGGGAGUGGCACUCAGGGAAAAAAUUGUUUAUUUUUUUGCUUUUAUAAAUCACGAGCACAAAUCAGAGUAAAUAUUAACCUAUGUAUUAAAUGCUUUGGAAAACUAACCCAAGAACUUAUGAAAUUGUUUUAAUUUAUAUAAAAAACUAAUUGAUUCUGUUUAAAAAUAAAUUUAAAAAAUGUAUUUCUGAGAACCUAAUAUUUCAACAUUUUUUGUCAAGUGUCACAAGCUCAAUUGGCGGACCUGUUUUCAUUUGUGUUUUUGGUAUUUGAUUGCGCGAUUUGAGUAGAUAAUGCUAGGGACACUAGUUCAGUGAAUAUACAUUGCGAGCUAAUUAUUUCGAUUGUCAGGGAGAUUGUUGAUUGUUGAUAAUUUAAAUCGCUGCUGAUUAUUUGUAAUGUUCUCAACAAGCGGAUGGUAUAUAUAAAUUGCCCGCAAAUAUUCCUCAAAUAACCGGAAUAAUUAUUUGUAGCGUUUUUUUUUUUUAUUAUCAUAGCUUUUCAACGAGUUCACUUAAAUAAUAAAAGCUAAAUGGAACUUGUUGAUUAAGUGGUAUACUGUUUAAAUGCUUUGAUCUGAAUUGCUUGCAGCCAGCUUAUUUUAUUGCCAGCACAUCCGUGAUUCAACUAAUUAAACAAGUAAGCCUUCUGGAAGUUGGCCAUCUAAAAAUCUCGUUCAAUUUGCGAUUCUCAUUGAUUGAAAAUUUGCGAAAUGAAAUGCAUUAAAAUGAGGCAGGCAAAGGUUAAAUUAUGUCUGCGUUCACGGAGAUGCGG
Molecule: messenger RNA, 3410 nt
Organism: Drosophila ficusphila
Lineage: Eukaryota; Metazoa; Arthropoda; Insecta; Diptera; Drosophilidae
Exons: 3
Coding region: 307-876 (189 amino acids)
Source: RefSeq, a predicted model, not a curated record